CGCGCCAUCCGCCGCCAUCGCCGCCCCGGCCGCCGUCGUCGCCAUCGCGGCCGAGCGCGCGGACCCGGACACCAGGCAGAUCGGGAGCGGUGCCGAGAAAAAUUUUCUUACUCGAUGACAUUUCAUCGCGAUGUCCGAUCGUUUGGGGCAAAUAACGAAGGGCAAGGAUGGGAAAAGCAAGUAUUCGACUCUCAGCCUGUUUGACAAGUAUAAAGGAAAAUCAGUAGACGUGGCCAGAUCCUCAGUUAUUCCUAGGCAUGGCUUACAGAGUCUCGGGAAAGUUGCCACAGCCCGGCGCAUGCCACCGCCUGCAAACCUGCCAAGCCUGAAGUCUGAGAACAAAGGAAACGACCCCAACAUCGUGAUAGUACCCAAGGACGGGACGGGAUGGGCAAACAAGACGGACCAGCAAGACCCAAAGAGUUCCAGUGCGACGGCCUGUCAGCCGCCGGAGUUGCUGCCGCAGCCGGGUUUGCAGAAAUCUGUCUCCAAUUUGCAGCAGAAGCCGACACAGUCAAUCAGCCAGGAGAACACAGAUUCAGUGCCAGGUGGACCAAAGUCAUGGGCACAGCUGAAUGGAAAGCCAGCAGGACACGAAGGUGGUUUAAGGGGCUCAAGCCGACUGUUAGCCUUCUCUCCCGAGGAAUUUCCGACGCUCAAGGCAGCUGGGGGGCAGGACAAGGCUGGCAGAGAAAAGGGCGCCUUAGAUCUGUCGUAUGGGCCAGGACCAAGCCUCCGCCCGCAGAAUGUGACAAGCUGGAGGGAGGGCGGUGGGCGAAACAUCAUUGCUGCCACAGCUCUGAAUGCCUCCCCGCCUGAGCCGGGCAGCAGGAACAUGGGCACGGGAGACGGAGCCCCCUCGUCAGCCAGCGCCAGCGAUGCCAAGGACCCCGCGCUCCGCCCAGCCCAGCCUGUCCGCAAAGGGGCUUCGCAGUUCGUGGGCAACGUGUACCACCCACCCACCUACCAUGACAUGCUGCCCGCCUUUAUGUGUUCGCCGCAGUCAUCCGAGAACCAGGGUCCUGUGGAGCGAGGCCCCUUCCCCGCCCCACAGCUCCGCCUGGAGCCCCGAGUCCCUUUCAGGCAGUUCCAGAUGAAUGAGCAGGACAGCAAGGACAGCAGGCCGGGGCUCACGCGUCCAGUGCGGCCUCUGCGACAGCUGGUGGAGCGGGCACCACGGCCCACGAUCAUCAACGCCGAGAACCUCAAGGGCCUGGAUGACCUGGACACGGACGCUGACGAUGGCUGGGCAGGCCUCCAUGAAGAAGUGGACUAUUCUGAGAAGCUCAAGUUCAGCGAUGACGAGGAAGAGGAGGAGGUCACGAAGGAUGGGCGGCCCAAGUGGAACAGCUGGGACCCGAGGAGACAGCGGCAGCUGUCCGUGAGCUCCGCUGACAAUGCCGACAACAGACGAGCCCAGGAGGAAGGGAAGGACUGGAGUGAGGCCUCGAGCCUGUCCCGAGGCAUCUGGAAGGUGCCGGAGCCUCAGCCACCGGCCAGGAAGCUGCAUGGCUGGGCGUCAGGCCCGGAGUACCAGAAGCCCUCCAUGGGCAGUGUGUUCCGGCAGCAGUCUGUGGAGGACAAGGAGGACAAGCCACCCCCGCGGCAGAAGUUCAUCCAGUCCGAGAUGUCGGAGGCGGUGGAACGAGCCCGCAAGCGCCGGGAGGAGGAGGAGCGCCGAGCCCGCGAGGAGAGGCUGGCUGCCUGCGCCGCCAAACUGAAGCUGCUGGACCAGAAGUGCAAGCAGGCCCAGAAGGCUAGCGAGGCCCAGAAGCAGGCGGAGAAGGAGGUGUCCCGGCCCCCGGGCCCCGAGAAGGCUGCCCUGCAGGAGAACGGGCCUGCCGUCCGCAAAGGCUCCGAGGAGCUCCCUGCACAGGACACCCCCGCCCCAUCCCUAGAAGAGCCGCCCUCCACCUCUCCCGCGGUGGCUCAGAGCAGCAGCAUCGAGGAGGAGGCCAGGGAGGCCGGGUCUCCAGCACAGGAGUUCAGCAAGUACCAGAAGUUGCUUCCUCCCCGAUUCCAGCGCCAGCAGCAGCAGCAGCAGCAGCAGGAGCAGCUGUACAAGAUGCAGCACUGGCAGCCGGUGUACCCUCCGCCCUCCCACCCGCAGCGCACCUUCUACCCGCACCACCCCCAGAUGCUGGGCUUUGACCCCCGCUGGAUGAUGAUGCCUUCCUACAUGGACCCCCGCAUCACCCCUGCCCGCACCCCCGUGGACUUCUACCCCUCGGCGCUCCAUCCUUCAGGACUGAUGAAGCCCAUGAUGCCUCAAGAUUCCCUCAGCGGGACUGGCUGCCGCUCUGAAGAUCAAAACUGUGCGCCCCCACUGCAGGAAAGGAAAGUGAGCACUAUCGAUCCAGCCCCGGUGUGGAGCCCAGAGGGGUACAUGGCACUGCAGAGCAAGGGCUACGCACUCCCCCACGCCAAGCCAGGCGACACCUUGGCGAUGGACGUGCACGUCAGGAAUGAAAGCUCGUACUCCGCCUCCCCCGGAAGGUCAGGGGGCAUAAGUGCCCAGCGCGAUCUCUUUGAGGAGAGAGGGGAGGAGUACUUGAGUGCUUUUGACAAGAAGGCCCCAGCAGACUUUGACAGCUGUAUUUCUUCUCAAAGAAUAGGCCAGGAGCUUUUAUUUCCACCCCAAGAAAAUGUUCAGGAGGCGGGUGCUCCUGGGGCUCACACCCCAAACCUCAGGUGUCCCCCAUUGGAGCCUGACCUUGUCCCUGCUGAGAAAAAGGCAGAGUACGGCAGUUGGGACGUUGGCCACCAGCCAAAAGCCGCCGACACAGCCAACGGUGUCGAGCCGGAGGCGCCCCGAGAGGAGGCAGCCUUCCACCUCUCCUGGGAGAAGGAAGAGAGCCCCGAGAAGCCACCAAACCCAGAGCCAGAGUGGGCGCCCGAGUCCCGGAGCUCCAGCAGCCAGCACCAGGAGCAGCCGGGCAGGACCCGGAGGUCGGGGCCCAUCAAGAAGCCGGUCCUCAAAGCCCUCAAGGUGGAGGAGAAGGAGAAGGAGCUGGAGAAGGUGAAGACGGGGCUUGGGGGGGACAGUGUGCCGCUGGCCACAGAGAAGGAGCCGGCGCACAAAGCCGGAGAGGACGAGGACGAGGAGAACAACCCAGCCCUGGCCAACGCCUUCCCCUCUGCCACAGAGGACAAGGCCUCAGCCCAGGCCGGCUUCGGCCACGAGGCCAAGUUGGAUGAGGACGAGAAGCUGGACAAGACCUGGGAGAGCAGAUCAUCACGCGAGUCCGGCGACAUCCCCCCGACCAAGAGAAACAACUGGAUCUUCAUCGACGAGGAGCAGGCCUUCGGGGGCCGAGGGCAGCCCCGCAGCCGAGGCCGAGGCUUCCGGGAAUUCACCUUCCGGGGCCGGCCCGCCAACGGGAGCGGGAGCGGCCUGUGCGGCAGCGGGGUCCUUGGGGCACGCAGCAUGUACAGCAGCAGCAGCCAGCGGAGCGGCCGGGGCCGGGGUCUGCGUGACUUCCCCCAGCCCGAGGACUGUCAAGCCCGUGCCAAGCCCCGGCGGAGGAUCGCCAGCGAGACCCACAGCGAGGGCUCAGAAUACGAGGAGCUCCCUAAGCGGCGCCGGCAGAGGGCCGCUGAGAGCGGGGCCGAAGGCUCGCUCCUGGAGAGGGACGAGGGUGCCCUGAAGAAGGACUCCUGGCGCUCCAACAAGACCUACUCCGAGGACCAGGGCGGCCUGGAUGCUAAGAGCCGUGGCCCGCGGGCCUUUGGGCGUGCACUCCCGCCCCGGCUGAGCAACUGCGGCUACGGGCGCAGGACCUUUGUCGCCAGAGAGCCGGCCCCCUGGCAGAGCAGGAGCCCCGGCGGCGGCUCCUGGCAGGAGUACAGCACGGCCCGGAGAGCCACGGACCGAGACUACAUCCCAGACUCCUACCGACACUCCGACUCAUUCAGCGGCAGGGCCUUCGAGGACAGCCGCCUGGAGGACAAGAGGGCCUUCUUCCAGGACGACCACACGCUAGACCCGGAAAACACAGAGAACCGGCCCUUCCGGAGACGGCGCCCCCCGCGCCAGGACAAGCCCCCGCGCUUCCGGCGCCUGCGGCAGGAACGCGAAUCCUCCGGCCUGUGGGGUCCCGAGGGGGAGCCCCACCUGCUGUCGGGUCAGUGGCCGGGCAGGCCCAAGUUCUGUCCUGGGGACAAGGGCGGUGCUGGGGGCCGCCGGUCCCCUGAGCUCUCCUACCAGACCUCCUCCGAUCAUGCCAACGAAGAAUGGGAGACAGCCUCGGAGAGCAGCGACUUCAGCGAGCGCCCACGGCGAGAGGGCCCCGGGGCCGAACCCCGCCCACAGGGGGAUGGUGGCCUGUCUGGAGCCGGUGUGGGGGAGAGGAAGGAGCUGGCCAAGAGGAGCUUCUCCAGCCAGAGGCCCCUGGCUGACAGGCAGAGCCGCCAGCUGGAGCCGGGAGGGUUUGGGGAGAAGCCCGUUAGGCCAGGUGGUGGCGAGAUGGCCCCCCGUUAUGACAGCCAGCAGAGUGGGACACCCUUGAAAGCCAAAAGGUCCCCAGACGAGCCCCUCACUGGAGGUCUUGGUGGCUGCAGCAGUGGUAGCAGCCACUCGCCCUAUGCCUUGGAGCGGGGCACCCACGCCAACCCUGACAGUCCUGAGGCCACCAGCAAGAAGACAGAGAAGGAGGCUAUGCUGGCUGCGCAGAGGGCCGGGGAGCAGGAGGAGGCCCGGAAGCAGUUUGACUUGAGCUACGGAAAUGCCAUCAUUGACAACUGUGGGUCCAGCCCCGGGGAGGAGAGCGAGGUCGGCUCCAUGGUGGGAGAAGGCUUCAUCGAGGUCCUGACUAAGAAGCAGCGCCGCCUGCUGGAGGAGGAGAGGAGAAAAAAGGAGCAGGCCGCGCAGGUGCCAGUCAAAGCUCGAGGCCUCUCCUCCCGCAUCCCUCCUCGAUUUGCCAAGAAGCAGAACAAUCUGUGCCUGGAACAAGGGGAUGUGGCCGUGCCUGGCAGCAGCCUGGGGACCGAGAUCUGGGAGAGCAGCAGCCAGGCCCUCCCCGUGCAGGCCACAGCCAGCGACUCCUGGAGGAAAGCUGUCACCGCCUUCAGCGGCCCCGAGCCCAGCUCCGCUGAGCAGGGUUUUAAGAGCAGCCAGGGAGACAGUGGCGUUGACUUGAGUGCCGAGUCUCGGGAGUCGUCCGCGACCUCCUCACAGCGCAGCUCCCCGUACGGUGCUCUGAAGCCAGAGGAUAUAAGCGGGCCGGGCCUGGUGGAACCCAAGGCCGAGAGCCACAAGGAGCAGGCCCAGAAGCAGUGUGAGCAAAAGGAUGCAGAACAAGGCUCAGGACAGAGCAAGGAGCACCGACCUGGACCCAUUGGCAAUGAGCGGUCUCUGAAAAACAGGAAGGGCUCGGAGGGGGCCGAGCGGCUGCAAGGGGCCGUCGUCCCGCCUGUUAACGGGGUGGAGAUUCACGUGGACUCCGUGCUGCCCGUGCCGCCCAUUGAAUUUGGAGUUAACCCAAAAGUGAGGGACUCCGAUUUCAGCUUGCCGCCUGGCUCUGCAUCUGGACCUGCGGGGAAUCCGGUUGUGAAACUCCAGGACGCCUUGGCUAGUAAUGGCCAGUGCCAAGGUCUCAGUGAUGGAAUCCCAGUAGAUCCUUCUGACCCUCCACUGUGGACUCGAAAGCAGGCAGAUGACGAGGACCGCGGCGGAGAGGCAGGGUUAACACAGAGCAUUCCCAUUCUGCGGCGGGAUCAUCACAUCCAGAGGGCCAUCGGCCUGUCCCCGAUGUCCUUCCCUACCGCUGACCUCACGCUGAAGAUGGAGUCUGCGCGCAAGGCUUGGGAGAACUCGCCCAGUUUGCCGGAGCAGAGCUCCCCAGGAGGUGCGGGCUCGGGCAUCCAGCCUCCAUCCUCGGUGGGCGCCUCCAACGGAGUGAACUACAGCUCCUUCGGGGGAGUGUCCAUGCCACCCAUGCCUGUGGCCUCUGUAGCGCCUUCCGCUUCGAUGCCAGGCAGCCACCUCCCGCCUCUGUACCUAGACGGCCAUGUGUUCGCAAGUCAGCCCCGGCUGGUUCCUCAGACCAUACCUCAGCAGCAGAGCUACCAGCAGGCCGCCGCGGCCCAGCAGAUCCCGAUCUCCCUCCACACGUCUCUGCAGGCCCAGGCUCAGCUUGGGCUGAGGGGCGGGCUGCCCGUCUCCCAGUCCCAGGAGAUCUUUAGCUCCCUGCAGCCCUUCAGGUCUCAGGUGUAUAUGCACCCCAGCCUGUCGCCACCCAGCACCAUGAUCCUGUCUGGGGGUACAGCCUUGAAGCCUCCAUAUUCAGCGUUCCCGGGCAUGCAGCCCCUAGAGAUGGUGAAGCCCCAGUCUGGGUCCCCCUACCAGCCCAUGAGCGGAAGUCAGGCCUUGGUCUACGAGGGCCAGCUUGGACAGGCUGCUGGGCUGGGUGCCUCCCAGAUGCUGGACUCCCAGCUACCACAGCAGCUGACCAUGCCACUGCCUCGGUAUGGCUCCGGGCAGCAGCCACUGAUCCUGCCACAGUCCAUUCAGCUGCCAGCAGGGCAGAGCCUCUCCGUCGGGGCCCCCCGAAGGAUUCCUCCGCCUGGGUCCCAGCCACCAGUCCUGAACACCAGCAGAGAGUCCUCUCAGAUGGAGCUGAAAGGCUUCCACUUUGCCGACAGUAAACAGAAUGUUCCUCCAGGAGGCCCCGUACCAUCGCCACAGACCUACAGGCCUAGCUCUGCUAGCCCCAGUGGGAAGCCCUCUGGAUCAGCAGUUAACAUGGGCUCUGUGCAGGGACACUACGUUCAACAGGCCAAACAGCGAGUGGAUGAAAAGCCCAGCCUGGGAGCCGUGAAGCUGCAGGAGGGCCCCUCAGCCACCUCCCAGAUGAAGCGAACUGGAGCAAUCAAGCCACGGGCAGUCAAAGUGGAGGAGAGUAAAGCCUGAUGGUGCCUGGCCGCCACCUUGCCUCACCCUAACAGGGACAGUGCCACCACCUGGCCUGGACAGGACAGCCACCACUUGGGAACCGCACCAGAUUCACCACCGCGGAAACGUGGCAUUGACCUACUUGCUUGAGACAAAAGAGCAACGCCUCCCCUCCCCCCACCCCUCCUUCCCAGUGACUGGAGUCACCUUCUGUGCAGCGCAGGGCCGCACGCCCGCCCUCCGGUCCCCACCUGAAGUGGUUUGGCAGCAGGGUCAUUUUAGCCUGAAGCUUUUUUGUUUUAAAAAGCAGCUAAGGUUUUUACAAAGGGGAAAGGAAAACAAAAUGCCAGCUACGUCUGUAUAGCUGAACUUUUAUAUGUUCCUCACUGUCCUCUCCCUGGCCCCCUAUGCUGUCCCUAAUGGUCUCCUUUUACCUUGUCCUGUUUGACACGUCGCUGCGAUACUUUAAGAGAUGACUCUUAAGAACAUGCUCCCCUAAGGGCUGGGGAUUUAGCUCAGUGGCACCACGCCUGCCUUGCAAGUGCAAGGUCCUGAGUUUGAUUCCUGUUACCAAAAAAAAAAAAAAAAAGAACAUGCUCCCUCAAGCUGGUCACCUCCUGGAGUUGCUGCAGGAGGACACAGCUGUCAGCACUCUGGCGGUUGCUUGCUGCUGGAGGCGGUGGGGGAGCAGAGCAGUGGGCAGGUGGUGUCAGGGUUGGGUACCAGCCCUGGCCUCAAGUCAGGCAUUUUAACAUGAGUUCCAUGGAAUUUGUCCUGGGCUCUGCUGAAGCCAGUGGACACGCUGACUUCGGGGUGCCAGAUUGUGGAGGUACAGAACCUGUCAUUUCCCAGAUUGGCCAGGAUGGCAUGAGUGGCGGACACACCACAGGCCCCAUCGGCGUGCUGAGCUUCAGGGCCCCGUACCCCUGUCUUUUGGGGGCCACUGCUUCCAUUCACUUCCUCUUCUCAGCCUUCCAUGACCUGUCAUCUUCCUUUCCUCCUUUCUGGAGCCUGCAGAACCCCGCCCAGCUCACCACUAAAUCACAGUGACAGGAACUCUUGGACAUCAGUUUGGCUGUGGCCGCAACGAAGCAUGUGGUCCCUAAAGCAGGGUCAUGGGGAGCUGUCCUGGCUGGGUGGGGGAGGGGGCUGCAGUUCUAGAGAAUUCUAGCAGCCCCCCAAAAGACAGCCUGAAUCUACAGAGCUGCCUCCCAAAAGGCUGCUGUGAGACACUGUGCUCUGGGCUGGUUUUAAAGUGAAAAACGAGGAAGUCAUCCUGACUCCAUCAUUCCAAGAAAAUGUGGAACUUCCAGUUCCUUGACCACUUGUAGAGUCCCUAGCCCAUCACCUGCCUGCUGGGGCUGCUGUGUGCCCUGCUGGUGUCCCUGAGGCCUGGUUUAAGAGAGCGUGCUGUACGUGUAGGGGCUUGGCUGUGCCCAGUCUGCCCUUGUCACCCAUGGCAUGACAGCUGCUUGGGCUCUGAGUUGUGUCUAGUGUGGAACCUGAGGGAGGAAGCAGGGACUCUGAAGUAGCUUUUUUGUCACUCUGUAAGGAAGGGGGUCACCUCGAGCCUCCAGGCCGAAGUGCCCUGCAGUCCCAGUGGCAGUGGGACAGGGCAGUCUUACUGGAAGAUGCUUUCCUGCUUCAUCUGUGGCAUUGGCACCUCUCUCUCUCGCUCUCUCUCGUGCUCUCUCGCCUCCACCCUCAUACUUCCUAGCUCGUCUUCUCUUCUCCAUCCCAUCAGCCUUUACUCCUCCAUCCCUUCUUGAAGGGCGGCCCCCUUGGAGUCUCCAGCACUGGCCUGCCCAAGUCUCAUCACUCUCCUCCCCCUCCCCCUGCAAGUGUCUGGUCACUGGCCCUGUGAUGAGUCCUCUGUCCUCCCUGCUUCCAUUGGCAGCCAAUGGAAGAGCCUGAUCAGUGGAGCCACAUGGCCAUCUCUGCCUGUUCCCCUUAGAAACACAGCCAGACCUGCUCACGUGAUGCUGGUGCACAUUUGUCCAAUUGAACAGAACAGUCCUGGAUGCUGCCACAAACGCAAGAUGUGCCCUGCAGGCGAGCCUGCCGUAAGAAUGACAAUACUUCUGGUUGGAGUAAAAAGAAAACGUCACCUGAUCUCAGCCCCUUCGCACCCUGUAUUUCCGCCUCCCUCCUCCUCACCCUAAAUAAAAACAAAAAACACUAGAAUUUAUUUAUAUGUAUUGAUGUUGUAGGUCUA
Messenger RNA from Heterocephalus glaber (naked mole-rat), 9107 nucleotides. The record is from RefSeq and is a predicted model, not a curated record. NCBI's taxonomy places the organism in Eukaryota, Metazoa, Chordata, Mammalia, Rodentia, Bathyergidae.